AUGACCGGAACUGACUUACAGCCUGGUGGAGCUCACCGACUCGAUCUCGGAAGAGACGACGGAACACAUCAGCAGCGGCAUGACAUACCGCUGUUCACUGACCUGGCCUCGAGGAGGUGGGAUCUGGAUGGGUUGGAUCCGCCACAGUCCGUGCGGCACGCCAGUGUCUUCUACAUGAAGCCCGAUGUCGAGCGCAGCGUCGACAAGCCAUACUUUCUCAACAUACCCGUCGACGACUCCUGGAUGCCCAUGGUUAAGCAGACGAAUGUCGUCUACACCCGUAGGCAGAUCGCAGUGACAGAUAUCCGAGGCCACGAGUCCCAUUUCCGUCUGGAUACUCAUGGCUUUCAGCUGGCCCCGCUGAUGACCUCGCUCCCGUACGACGACUUUUCCGCAACAGACGCCAUCGUGAGCCGAUACUACGGAGAGGUGAGGGAGUUCUUGAUGAGAGAGCUCGGGGCGUCGCAGGUGCUUCCCUUCGACUUCCAGGUCCGUCGAAGGGACAGCCGUCUGCCCCCUGGAUCGAGAGGGACUCCUGGUAAAGCACAGCCGUUUACGGCAGUACACGGAGACCAGACAGCAAAUGCUGCCUUCAGACGACUCAAGUACUUCCAUCCCGAAUACGCCAAAAGGUAUGCCACAGCGCGCUUUCAGAUCGUCAAUGUCUGGAAACCACUGCGCGGACCUGUCAUCGACUCCCCCUUGGCGGUGUGCGACUACCGUACCGUCAGUCCCGACCAGGACGCCGUCCCCACUGACAUCGUAUUCCCGGACUAUCUUGGCGAGUCCAUCAACUUCCGGCCCAACCCUGCGCAUAGGUUCUACUAUAUAGACCGGCAACGAUCCGAUGAGGCUUGGAUGAUCAAGUGCUUCGACUCCAGUACGGCUUCCAAUCCCGAGAUCUCACAAUGUACGUAA
Molecule: messenger RNA, 918 nt
Organism: Geosmithia morbida
Lineage: Eukaryota; Fungi; Ascomycota; Sordariomycetes; Hypocreales; Bionectriaceae
Exons: 4
Coding region: 1-918 (305 amino acids)
Molecular function (GO): oxidoreductase activity
Source: RefSeq, a predicted model, not a curated record